Aspergillus clavatus NRRL 1 is the source of this 1905-nucleotide messenger RNA. Its product is annotated as WD40 repeat domain-containing protein. Gene Ontology annotation, molecular function: protein binding. NCBI's taxonomy places the organism in Eukaryota, Fungi, Ascomycota, Eurotiomycetes, Eurotiales, Aspergillaceae. Bases 1 to 1905 code for a protein of 634 amino acids. The record is from RefSeq and is a predicted model, not a curated record. The transcript is spliced from 3 exons.
AUGGCCUCGAUCGGGGACGACGACGAUCGAGAUCUUGUGGGCUCACAAGAUGGAAGCUCGGACGAGGAAAUGGAAGAUACUCUUAGAGACGCAGAUGAGGCAGGGAAUGAUAACGACCCUGAUCCUGAUGCAGAAGCCGACGCAGAUCAAGAUGCGGAUAGCCCGUCGAACACCAGUCAUGCGUCCGAAGGGCCUGGUAUGGCUUCUCAGCCGAAUCCCGAUAUGACCAUGACCUCUUCUCACUCGACAAACCUCACAACCGACCUCACCUCCAUCUUCCAUCCCAGCGUCCGUCCCGAGUGUCUAACAGCUUCCACCUACGAUAUUGUACCCACGACCGCUGCCCCCCACAGUACAUCGAUCAACGCCGUGACAGCGACGGCAGACAUGCGAUGGGUUUUCAGCGGAGGAUCGGAUGGAUACGUGCGAAAGUUCAACUGGGUGGAUUCGAUCAACAGCAAAUUGAUGCUGACCGUGGCGCAACGCCAUCCGUUCGUUGAUAGCGUGAUCAAGGCGGGUGUACUCAUGACAUACUGGGAGAGCAUGGACGGGAACGCCCUAUCUCCGGUUUACUCUCUAGCCAGUCAUAGCGAAGGCCAGUGGCUAUUAUCCGGCCUGGAGUCAGGAAGUAUUCGUCUACAGUCAGUGCGCCAUGAUGAGGGCAAGGAGAUUGCUCUCCUGCAACAACACACCUCGGCUGUCUCAGUUCUGCAUCUAACACCUGAUGAGAAGUCACUACUGUCUGGAAGCUGGGACAAACGUGUUUUUGACUGGGAUUUGAACACAGGCAAGACAAGGCGUGCCUUUGGUGCCAGUGCUGGACAGAUCGCAGCGAUUGAGAUCAGGCCCGAAUCCAGUCUUCCGGUUCCCAAAGACACAGCCGAAGUGCCUCAGACAAACGGCACCUAUUCAUCGAACUACCAUGCUGGUGGGACGGACAGCUUCAAUUUGAUGGAUACAUCGAACGACCCAGGAGAGAGCGGUGCCGCUCCAGACCCGCAGGCGGGUUCUCCAGCGGAUUCACUCUUUGGAGGAGCUGAUUCAUUAUUUGGAGAUGCGGAUGGCGCUGGAAAUGACGGUGCAGGCCCUUCAGAUAAUGCGUUUGGAAUGGACGAAGACGAUGAGUUUGGUAAAGCGCUCGCCAAUGGCGUUGCUCCGGACGCCGAUGCGAAUGGCGAACCAGACGUGAUGGAUCAACAAACCGCGCCCGUGUCUAAUAACGCCAGCGCUGGUGUGCAUACGACAAACCCUCCUGCGGAGCCCCUGGAGGCUGAGCUCACAAAUGUCGUCCCUCAGCCAGUAACAAACGGGCUACCGCACGCGGAAGAAUUAGAACCACCAUCUCAGACACAAGAUCUCGCUCCGUCCACCCAACCAGAGUCCGACAUUGUACGAGAUCAUACCUUCCUUGCCGCAUCUAUUGACGGCAUCAUCCGAGUCUGGGACCGCCGGCAGCCUGAUCCUGUCGCUCGGAUUACGCCAUAUAAUUCCCCUCCAUGGUGCAUGAAUGCAUGCUGGUCCCCGGAUGGGAACUACAUAUAUGCAGGUCGCCGAAACGGGACCGUGGAGGAAUUUAGUCUUCAUAAAGGGUUACAGGAGCCUGAGAGAACCUUCAAAUUUCCGCAGGGAAGUGGGCCGGUGACAGCUCUCAAGGCAAUGCCCAAUGGGCGGCAUAUCGUCUGUGCCUCACACGAUAUUCUGCGAUUAUACGACCUGAAACACGAGCAAGUCAGUCGCCAUUCUACUGUCCCGUUCCUCAUUAUCCCGGGUCACCGCACUGGCACAAUAUCACAACUAUAUAUUGACCAAGCUUGUCGCUUUAUGAUCUCGACUAGUGGUAAUAGGGGCUGGGAGGGCAAUACUACGGAAGUCCUGCUGGGAUACGAGAUUAACGUGCCUCGAUGA